Molecule: messenger RNA, 372 nt
Organism: Arabis nemorensis
Lineage: Eukaryota; Viridiplantae; Streptophyta; Magnoliopsida; Brassicales; Brassicaceae
Source: the annotation of a GenBank genome assembly
AUGGCUACACCGUCGUCGAUUCCACAACCACCGCUUCCUCUCGCCGGCCGAGUCGCAAUUGUCACCGGCUCUUCUCGUGGUAUUGGACGAGCUAUAGCGAUUCACCUCGCUGAACUCGGUGCGAGGAUUGUCGUCAAUUACACCUCUAAAUCCACUGACGCCGAGCGUGUAGCGGCGGAGAUCAACGAUUUUCCGGCGAGUGAAGAAAUCACCGGAAAGGGACGAAGAGCGAUUGUGGUUCAAGCCAAUGUCUCUGAGCCAAGCCAGGUGAAAUCGCUGUUUGAUGCGGCGGAGAGUGCAUUUGAGUCGCCGGUUCACAUUCUGGUUAACUCGGCUGGAGUCCUAGAUGCUAAAUACCCCCACGGUUGCUGA